AUGGAUGACGACGAGCUCCUUGGUCGCAUGGAGCAAGGGAUCGCCGACCUGUGGGCAUCACCGGCAGUCCGCGGCGGCGACGGCGACGACGAGGCCUUCACCAUCGUGCGCCUGCCGUCGCACGUCCACGCGCUGAACAAGACCCUGUACGAGCCGCGCGUGGUGUCCGUCGGCCCGUACCACCUCGGCAGCGACAGCACCCGCGGCAUGCAGGGACACAAGUGGCGCUUCCUCCGCGACUUCCUCCUCCGGGACAGCCCCGCCGGCGCCGGUGACCGCCUCGACGCCUGCGUGCUCGAGGCACGCGCGAUGGAGGAGCGGGCGCGGCGCUGCUACGGCGAGCCGCUGGAGAUGGGGAGCGACGAGUUCGUGCAGAUGCUGGUGCUCGACGGCUGCUUCGUCCUUGAGUUCUUGCUCAAGUGGAGCGAGAGCGACGCGGCGGCGGAGCUCGACGCGUACAUGCAGUGGACGUGGAUCUACGUCUACUACGAUCUCCUCCUCGUGGAGAAUCAGAUCCCGUUCUUCGUCGUCGCCAAGCUAUUCAGCCUCGCCAUGGGCAAAGAUCUCGGCGGCGGCGGCGGCGCGGCAGGCAUGGGAGACGACGCGGUGGACCAGCGUCUUCUUGACCUCAUCUAUAACUUCUUCAGCCUGCACGAGCCGCUGUGCCAGGUCCCGGCGCCGAGCCAGCUCACCGUGCACCACCUGCUCCAUCUCCAGUACCAGAGGAUGGUCAUAGCGCCGGAGAGGAAGGGGACGCUUCGCCGGAGGCCGACGUCGUCGCGGCUGACGAGCCGGCUGAGCGCGAGCCUGUACAACAUCCGGACGGGCAUCAGCGCGUCGGUGCGUGCCAGGAUGAUCGGCUCAACGACGACGACGCCGCUGGCGAUCCCGUGCGUGACGGAGCUGCAGGAGUUCGGGGUGGCGUUCCGGGAGAAGGCCUCGCCGGUGAGCCAGUUCGACGUGAUGUUCCGCGGCGGGACGAUGGAGAUCCCGCGGCUGGCGCUCAACGCCGGCGCGAGGAUCCUCCUGGCCAACCUGCUCGCCCUGGAGCAGACGACGCGGGACUGGAAGGAGGGCAUCGUCACCAGCUACCUCGUGCUGAUGAACGCGCUGGUGAACACCGCCGCCGACGUCGCCGUGCUCCAGCGCCGGGGAGUCCUGGACAACAUGCUCUCCAACGAGGACGCCGCGGCGGCGUUCUUCAACCGGCUCGGCGGCUGCGCGCUGUUCGACCCCAGGGGGCACCACUACGCGCGGCUCUUCGCCGACGCCAACGAGUACUGCAACCACCGGUGGAACCGGUACAUCGCCGUGCUGAAGCGCGACCACCUCCGGACGCCCUGCUCCAUCAUCUCCCUGCUCGCCGCCGCCACCUUGCUCUGCAUCUCGGUCAUGUCAGCCGGCUUCCUCAUUUGCCGCUAUCGCCAUGCUUGUUCUUAG
Messenger RNA from Oryza brachyantha (malo sina), 1440 nucleotides. Its product is annotated as UPF0481 protein At3g47200-like. The transcript has a single exon. The record is from RefSeq and is a predicted model, not a curated record. NCBI's taxonomy places the organism in Eukaryota, Viridiplantae, Streptophyta, Magnoliopsida, Poales, Poaceae. Bases 1 to 1440 code for a protein of 479 amino acids.